AAGUUGUUGGUCUGUUCCACUGCAGACUGAAGAGGGGACAAUUAGGAAUAAAUGUUAAAUAGGGGAGAGGGUUUGCAAAACAUGUUUAUCAAUCAGUGACUUAUUAGAUUUCACAGUCAACACCAUGAUAUGUUAUGUAGCUGUAAUUAAUGAGAGGGAUCAUGUUUUAGUUUCUUGCUCUCAUUACACACCCUGUGACAUGGACUGGCCGAGACUGUCUUGUGCGGUUUGAAGUUUUGAAAUUUAGCGGUAUACAACAGCGUAUACAAGCAACAUGGCAGGACGCGCAAUGACGUUUCUCUUGUCUUUGCUGGCGGUUUUUUCAAACGCUCUAACAGCAGUGAUCCAAACACAGCAGACUGUGCUGGCAGCAGUGGGAGAAGAUGCUGAAUUCAGCUGUCAGCUCUUGGAGACUAAAGACGUCCUUCAGGUCACAUGGCAGAAAAUCUCACAUGAUGUUGAGGAGAAUGUUGCCACCUACAGCAAGCAGUUUGGUCAGAGAGUGAAUGAUGGCUUUAUAGAUAAAUUUGAGUUUAAACAUACUGGACUGCAGAACUGCUCCAUAGUCAUCAGGAAUGUAACAGAGCAGGAUGAAGGCUGCUAUCACUGUCUGUUUAACACAUAUCCCGAAGGCUCCUUCACUGGUAGAACCUGCCUCCAAGUCUAUGAGCUGCAUGAACCUGUUGUUGAUGUCAGAGAGUCAAACUCUACUGAAGAGUGGGUUGUUUCCUGUUCAGCCACUGGUCGACCUGCUCCCACUGUAACACUCAGUGUCUCACAACAAGACCUCAACUUCACACAGUACAACACUGUCAGUGUGUCCAACACCAACGCUACAUUCACUGUCACCACUACAGCUGUGCUCUCAGGUUCACGUAAACACAGCACACAGGUGGGAUGUGCAGCACGAGUGCUCUCUGCUCCUCACAGAGAGGUGAUGGUGACGAUUCAUGAGGUCCAACAUACGUCUGAUCAUGAAUAUGAUUCCUCCUGGAUAAUUGUAUUUACUGCAGUAGCGGUCCUUCUUUGUGUAAUUCUACUCUUCAGUGUUCUGGUUAAAGAAAAAGACAAGAAGAGGGACCUUGAGAAGAGCAAAACACCACAAAAGUCAAACAAUAAGAUUGAUGGGAACAAAACACGUUUAAUCAAGACAGAGCGAGCGGGGUCAGACAAUGAACACCAAAUAACAACAGCCCAACAAAUGAUCCCCUAAAACCACCAACAGCAAGAAAACUUGAGCUGAAACUUAUAGUUAUGCCUCAUGUGGUGAGAGUACACAGUCAGUUUCUGGAGAAUGAAGGAAGUGAUAUAAGCAUGCGAGGGUCACACAAACUGAUGAACACCAUUUUGACUUGUGAUAAUGAAACUGACAAACCUGCUGCAUCAUUUUUCACUUUGAGUUUUUCAUUAUUAACACAUCAUGAAGUCCAUAUCAGUAUCGAUAUCAAGUAUGAUUAUUUUCCUUUUGAGAUCUGAUGUGUUUUCAAGGUGUUCCUUUAAUUUGUGAUCAGCACACACACACACACACACACACACACACACACACACACACACACACACACACACACACACUUUAGUCUCCCUAUCAGGUUUUGAUUUUGGCAGGGUGAUUGCUAAAUCUUGCUUCUUUUCUUUUUCAGACAUUCUGUUAUAGAUUUGCUGCUGUGGGAUCAUUGUUCCAUUGUGUGAAGUAUUUGCCAUGUCAAAUUUAAAUUUGAUGCACAACGGUAUUGAAUUGUAAUUGAAAAUGAUUAUAUUAAUGCUUUCUGGCAUUUUGCUGAGAUUUGCUGCUGUGCUUGGGAUUGUUAUGCUGCUGCAAGAACUUCAUGUAAAAUUUUAACUGUUUUUUUUUUUCUAUGUGCACGACUUUAUUCAAGUAUGUGCUCUCAGUUUCAUGUAACAACAGCACACCGAUGGGAUGUGCAGAACGAGUGCUCUCUGUUCUCAGAGAGAGGUGAUUGUGACGCUUCCUGAAGAUGAAGAAGACAAUCAUGAGAAAUUCUUUCAAAGUCAUUGAUUAUGAUAAAUGAUUACACAGUAAUUUUAAUGUUUGGAUUUCUUUUACUAGGUUUGGAUGAAAAGUCUGGAUCUAUCACCAGAGAGUUUAGUAUCUUAGCUUUUACAUACUUAGUCCUGUUCAGUUUGUUUUACCUUUAUAGGGCUUGAAUUUAUUACGUCUUUCUCCCUCUUUUUCAUAAAGAAAGAUAUUAAUAAUUGCAUCUGUGGUUGUGACCUGUG
Messenger RNA from Oreochromis niloticus (Nile tilapia), 2238 nucleotides. RefSeq names its product OX-2 membrane glycoprotein. Gene Ontology annotation, cellular component: cell surface; neuronal cell body; axon. Gene Ontology annotation, biological process: heterotypic cell-cell adhesion; negative regulation of neuroinflammatory response. Gene Ontology annotation, molecular function: cell-cell adhesion mediator activity. The record is from RefSeq and is a predicted model, not a curated record. Lineage: Eukaryota; Metazoa; Chordata; Actinopteri; Cichliformes; Cichlidae. The transcript has 6 exons. The coding region runs from base 275 to 1213 and encodes 312 amino acids.